This is a messenger RNA of Pogona vitticeps (central bearded dragon), 2049 nucleotides long. RefSeq names its product vomeronasal type-2 receptor 26-like. The record is from RefSeq and is a predicted model, not a curated record. Lineage: Eukaryota; Metazoa; Chordata; Lepidosauria; Squamata; Agamidae. Gene Ontology annotation, cellular component: plasma membrane. Gene Ontology annotation, molecular function: G protein-coupled receptor activity. Gene Ontology annotation, biological process: G protein-coupled receptor signaling pathway.
AUGGUCCCGAAUGAAGCCAAACAAUACAAGGGAAUUGUGCGGUUACUUCAGCAUUUCAGAUGGACAUGGAUUGGGCUCGGUGCUGUGGAUGAUGACAAAGGAGACAGGUUCCUACAAACAAUAGUGCCACUGCUUUCCCAGAAUGGCAUCUGUGAUGCCUUCAUAGUGAGAUUACCCAAAUGGGAUUAUGUGGAGGACCUGAUAGACUCAUAUUUAAAGCACUGGGAAAGUUAUAGAAAGGUCACUGAAAGGAAAGCCAGUGUCCUCUUUGUGUAUGGAGAACCUCCAUCUUUUCAGAGUCUGAGAAUGUUGUUGUUUCUUACUCCCUUCUUGUCGCUGCCCCCUCUGGAGAAAGUGUGGGUUGUCACCUCCCACUGGGACUUUGAAUCAGUAUCUGUUCAAAAGAUAUGGGAUAUGGAAACCUUCCAUGGUUCAUUAUCCUUUACUGUUCACUCAAACCAACCAUUAGGUUUCCAAGAGUUCCUUCAGACUGUAAAGCCUUCCUGGGCCAAAGGAGAUGGUUUUAUCCAGGACUUCUGGCAGCAGUCCUUCGGUUGUUAUUUCAAGAUGUCUAAAGGGGAGGAAGGAAGCAAUAACCUCUGUACUGGAGAAGAGAAGCUCGAAACUCUUCCUGGAUCUUUGUUUGAAAUGAGGAUGUUUGGCCACAGCUACAGCGUCUACAGUGCUGUCUAUGCUGUAGCACAUGCUUUGCAUGCUCUGUAUGGAUCCACUUCCAAAUAUAGGAGGUCCAUGGAGAGAAGGAACAUGCCACUUAUGAAUAUUCAGCCAUGGCAGGUCCACCACUUUUUAAAGAAUAUCUUAUUCAAUAACACUGCUGGAGACACUCUGCAUUUUGAUGGGAAUAGAGAAUUAGUUGCAGGGUUUGACAUUACAAACUGGUUGAUGUUUCCCAAUGGCUCAAUAAGGAGAGUAAAAGUUGGAAGGCUGGACCCUAAGGCUCCUCCAGGCAAAGAGUUAACCAUAGACGUUGGUCAAAUCUCAUGGCACCCAAGCUUUAAGCAGGUGGUGCCUGUGUCUGUGUGCAAUGACAACUGCUAUCCUGGUUUCCACAAGAAAAAGAAAGAAGGAGAGAAAUUCUGUUGCUAUGCUUGUACUCCCUGUCCAGGAGGGAUGAUCUCUUACCAAAAGGACAUGGAUUCCUGUGCCCAAUGUCCAGAACAUGAAUAUUCCAGCAGUGAUCAAACUCAUUGCAUUUCCAAGACCAUAAGCUACCUCUCUCAACAAGAAACUUUAGGGAUCAUCUUAUCCAUCUUGGCUGGUUUCUUUUCCUUGAUCACAGCUUUAGUGCUUGCAAUGGUUAUGAAGUAUAAAAACACACCCAUAGUCAAAGCCAACAACAGGAGCCUUACCUACAUCCUCCUCAUCUCCCUUCUUCUUUGCUCCCUUUGUUCUUUGCUCUUUAUUGGACAUCCUACAAAACUGACUUGCCUCCUCCGACAAGUGAUGUUCGGCAUAGUUUUCUCUGUGGCCCUUUCCAGCAUUUUGGCAAAAACCAUCACAGUGGUGCUGGCAUUUAUAGCUACCAAACCAGGAUCCACAAUGAGAAAAUGGAUGGGAAAAAGACUGGCAAAUUCCAUUCUCCUUUCUGGCUCUUUUAUUCAAAUAGCUAUAUGUACCACUUGGCUCUUGAUGUCUCCUCCAUUUCCAGAUGUAAACAUGCACCAGCUAGGUAAAGAGAUCAUACUGGAAUGUAAUGAGGGUUCUACAUCCAUGUUUUAUGGUGUCUUGAGUUAUUUGGGCUUCCUGGCCAGUGUCAGUUUCCUGGUGGCCUUCUUUGCCCGGAAAUUGCCUGACAGCUUCAAUGAGGCCAAAUUCAUCACUUUCAGCAUGCUGGUGUUUUGCAGUGUUUGGGUGUCCUUUGUUCCAACCUACCUGAGCACCAAAGGCAAAUACAUGGUGGCUGUGGAGAUCUUCUCCAUCUUGUCCUCCACUGCUGGCUUACUGGGCUGCAUCUUUUUCCCUAAAUGUUACAUCAUUUUAUUAAGGCCAGAGUUAAACACUAGGGAACAACUCACACGAAGAAAGUAG